Cicer arietinum (chickpea) is the source of this 2170-nucleotide messenger RNA. Its product is annotated as protein DETOXIFICATION 49-like. Gene Ontology annotation, molecular function: antiporter activity; xenobiotic transmembrane transporter activity. Gene Ontology annotation, cellular component: membrane. Gene Ontology annotation, biological process: xenobiotic detoxification by transmembrane export across the plasma membrane. The record is from RefSeq and is a predicted model, not a curated record. NCBI's taxonomy places the organism in Eukaryota, Viridiplantae, Streptophyta, Magnoliopsida, Fabales, Fabaceae.
GUCUAAACUAAAGAACCAAAAAAUGGGUCGGUCAUAAAAAGACGCUUGAAAUUGAAAAAAAAAACAUGCACUUGAAUUGUUUGAUACUAUUACUCUGUCAACUCUAUCUAUUUUGAUUACCAUCAGUGGCCGUCCCUGAUACUUCAAAUUCCACAUAAAUCCAAGAAUCUUAAAAUUCACAACAAAGCUUUUUCUCCUUUUUAAACCCCCUCUCGUUGCUACACAAAGAAAAUAUCACAAGAUUUUGUUUGUGUGUUUAUUUAUUAACACAAAAACACACACUCUCCUUCUCUGUCCCUUGUUCUGUCUUAUAUGCUGUUUUCAUCAUGUGCCAGUUAUCAUCAACCUCUGUCUCCACUUUGUGUGAAAGCAAUAAAAACCAGCCAAAUAUAUCCACAACCAAAUUACACAAAACUUUACCUGACAUGUUUACUCCAUUGAUCCCCAAAUCCCCAACAUUCAAACAACAACAUAAAAAAUCCCAUUUUUCUUUGGCUCUCAAUGAAGCAAAAUACAUAGCAAACAUAGCAUUACCUAUGGUUUUAACUGGUUUAUUACUUUAUUCACGUUCCAUUAUUUCAAUGUUGUUUCUUGGUCGUGUUGGUGAACUUGCUUUAGCUGGUGGAUCACUUGCAAUUGGUUUUGCAAACAUCACUGGUUACUCUAUUCUCUCUGGUCUUGCCAUGGGAAUGGAACCUAUUUGUGGUCAAGCUUUUGGUGCCAAAAGAUUCAAACUUCUCGGCUUAACGAUGCAGAGAACAACGAUUCUUCUUCUUGUAACUUCAAUUUUCAUUUCAUUCCUAUGGCUUAACAUGAAAAAGAUUUUGAUUUUUUGUGGUCAACAAGAAGAUAUAGCAAACGUGGCUCAAAGUUACAUUAUUUAUUCUCUUCCUGAUCUUAUAGCACAAUCUUUGUUACACCCUUUGAGAAUCUAUCUUCGAAGCCAAUCCAUAACACUUCCUCUUACAUAUAGUGCCACUCUUUCAAUUCUUCUACAUGUUCCUAUAAACUAUUACCUUGUUUCUGUGUUAAAGUUAGGAAUCAAAGGCAUUGCUUUAGGCGCUGUUUGGACGAAUUUCAACCUCGUAGUUUCGUUGAUUAUCUAUAUUUGGGUUUCUGGAACACACAAGAAAACAUGGCCUGGUUUUUCAUCAGCUUGUUUCAAAAGAUGGAAACCUCUUUUGAAUUUGGCAAUUCCAAGCUGCAUUUCGGUUUGUCUUGAAUGGUGGUGGUACGAAAUCAUGAUUUUACUUUGUGGGCUGUUGAUUAAUCCUCAAGCAACUGUUGCAUCAAUGGGGAUUUUGAUUCAAACAACUGCAUUGAUAUACAUUUUUCCUUCUUCUUUGAGUUUCGGGGUUUCGACAAGAGUUGGGAAUGAACUUGGUGCUGAAAAUCCACAAAGAGCAAAACUUGCAGCAUUAGUUGGACUCUGUUUCAGUUUCUUUUUAGGAUUCUUUGCUUUGUUUUUCGCUAUUUCGGUUCGAAAUAUUUGGGCUUCAAUGUUCACAAAUGAUGUUGAAAUAAUAGCUUUAACUUCAAUGGUGUUACCUAUUAUUGGACUUUGUGAGCUUGGAAAUUGUCCACAAACAACGGUUUGUGGUGUUUUGAGGGGUACAGCGAGGCCAAAGUUGGGUGCAAAUAUCAAUUUGGGUUGUUUUUAUCUUGUAGGAAUGCCAGUUGCUGUUUGGUUGAGUUUCUUUGCAGGGUUUGAUUUCAAAGGUUUGUGGUUUGGUCUUUUGGCUGCACAAGGUUCGUGUAUGUUGACUAUGUUGUUUGUUUUGUUUCGAACAAAUUGGGAAUGUCAAGUACAAAGAGCUAAGGAGCUUACAUCAUCAGAUCCAAGUGAAGAAGAAGAAGAAGAAGAUAAAUUCUUUGUUAGUUCAUGUGACACAAAACUGUGCUCUGAUUCAUUAGUUUGAUAAUGAAGGAUUAAUUCUUUAUUAUUUUACAUUGAGGGUUUAAAUGAUGAUAAAAUUCAUUCUUUUUAGAUGUACUCAUUUUUUUUUCUAUUGUAAUUUGUAAACUAAUUUGAGGAUUAGAUUUGAGGCUAUAAGGAUUUUUUUGUGUGUUAAAUUAGCAUGUAUGCAUAUACUUGAAUGAAGACUAAAGAUGAAUCAACUUUGGUGAUUCGAAAAACCAAUACAUAACUACUCUCUAUUUUCUUUUUUUA